UAACCUCCAGGUUUCAGCUCGGCUGGGUGUCCGUCAGGCUCCGUUGCUGUAGGGCCGCCCGUCUCCCUGCGCUGUGUAUUUUGUAGGUGCGUGUGAGGGAAUGCGUGUCUGAGCCUGGAAACAUGAGGCGUCUGCUGCUGCUGCUUCUGGGGCUCCUGCUCCUCCAUCACAGCUGCUGCUUCGAGUUUGUGAUAGACGGAGAAUGGGAGGAUGACACGUUGGACGUUCAGGAUCAUCAGCAGAGACACAGGAGAGCAAUAUUGACCAGCGAGGAGCAGGAAGACUUUGAGGCCAUUCGUGGCGAUGACAUCACUGUCAAGAGUUACAGGGUGGAGAGCCGCAUCACGUCGCGCUUCGCCCACACUACGGUCAGGAGCUCGGUGGUCAACUCUGGCACCAAGGCCCAGAGCAUCGGCUUCAACGUCCAGAUCCCCAAACAAGCCUUCAUCACCAACUUCACCAUGAACGUGAACGGCAUAAGGUUCAUGGGCUCGGUGAAGGAGAAGACCGUGGCCAGAAACCUGUACACGCAGGCCCGGGCCCGAGGCAAGGCGGCCGGCAUCGUCAGGGCUAACUCCCAGGACAUGGAGACCUUCAAGACGGAGGUCCACGUUCCUCCGGGCAGCAACAUUGAGUUCGAGCUCCACUACCAGGAGAUGAUGCAGCGGAAGCUGGGUUUGUACGAGCACAAGCUGUACCUGCAGCCCGGCAGGCUGGUUCCACAGCUUCAGGUGGACGUGUACAUCUACGAGCCAAAGGGAAUAUCGGCGGUGCAGACGCCGAACACGCUCGGCGCUCAGUUCGAGGAGCUGAUCAAAGUCACGUCCACCAAAGACAAGGCUCACGUCGCCUUCAAGCCCAGCCUGCAGCAGCAGAGGAAGUGCGACAACUGCACCGGCAGCGCCGUCGACGGCAUCUUCACCGUCACGUACGAUGUGGAGCGAGACAGCAACGCCGGGGAGCUACAGGUGUCCGAUGGCCAUUUCGUCCACUUCUUUGCGCCGUCAAACCUGUCGCCGCUUCCCAAAAACAUCGUGUUCGUUAUUGACGUCAGCGGCUCCAUGUGGGGGGUCAAGAUGAAGCAAACAGUUGAGGCCAUGCAGGCCAUUCUAGGCGACCUGAGCGUAGACGAUCAGUUCAGCAUCAUCGACUUCAACCACAACGUGCGCUGCUGGAGCGAGGAGCUGCUCCCCGGGUCGUCCAUCCAGGUCGAAGAUGCCAAGAAAUACAUCCAAAGCAUCAAACCUAACGGAGGCACCAACAUCAACGAAGCCCUGAUGAGAGCAGUGCAGAUGCUGGUGAAGGCGUCCAACCAGGGCCUGAUCAGCCCUCGGUCCGUGUCCAUGAUCAUCCUGGUGUCUGAUGGGGACCCCACAGUUGGGGAGAUCAAGCUCACCACCAUCCAGAAGAAUGUGAAGCGAGUGAUGAGGGAGGAGUUUUCCCUCUUCUCGCUGGGGAUCGGGUUCGACGUGGACUACGACUUCCUGGAACGCAUCGCGAUGGAGAACAGAGGCAUGGCUCAGCGGAUCUUCGCUAACCACGACGCAGCGGAGCAGUUGCGGACGUUUUACAGGCAGGUUUCCUCUCCGCUACUGAGGAGGAUCAUCGUUCAGUUCCCCGAGGGCCUGGUGUCGGACGUGACCCAGAACCGCUUCGACAAGUACUUCAGCGGCUCGGAGCUGGUGGUGGCUGGGAAGGUGAAAGCGUCUGGGAGCGACACGUUGACCAGCUUCACCACGGCGUCUGCUGCGCGGCUGGACCUCACCCUGGAGACGGAGGCUGACACUGCACAGCUGGACGCGGAGCUGGCCAAACACCAGCACUCCUUCAACGGCUUCGCCAGACAGAUGUGGGCCUACAUCACCAUCAAACAGCUGAUCUCUGAACGGUCUCUGGCGACAACAGCCGCCAGGAAGAGGACGAUCACCAAGCAGAUCAUGUCGCUGGCGCUGGAGCACCAGUUCGUCACUCCGCUCACCGCUCUGCUGGUGGAGAGCGAGGACGCCACGGAGAGGCUGCUGGCCGACUCCCCGAAGGACCCCAAACAUGGCUGCUGCUCAGGAAUGGGAUUUGGAGGACCGCCUGGACUUCCGCCUCCAACCAACGUCAUCUACGGGACUCCACCCUGGGUCCAGAUGGGCCCUACUCCCCAACCGGGAGAGGAGUUGAUAAAGGGUCCGGAGGCGGUGACUCUGCCCAAAAAUAUCAACUUUGUGGACAACGACCCCCACUUCAUCAUUCACCUUCCCAGGAACAACAUGGACGUCUGCUUCAACAUUGACUCUAAACCGGGUCACAUCCUCAGCCUGGUGUCCGACAAAGGAACAGGUUUGGUGGUGAACGGUCAGCUCAUCAGCUCCAAGCAGCCGCACAAGGGCAAACUCAGCACCUACUUUGGCACGAUCUCCGUCUACUACCAGCCCGACGGGGUCAGCGUGACGGUCGGCACCGACGGCAUCAGCCUGGACGACGGCAGAGGCCGCCACGCCUUCACCUGGGCGGCCACGGCUGAAGUCACUCUGGACGGGGUGAGGAUUUCCAUUGUGAAGAACGCUCACGUUACAGUCACGGUGAAUGGGGACGUCCAGGUGAUGGUGCUGCUUCAUCGCGUGUGGAAAAAGCAUCCGGUCAACGUUGAUUUCCUGGGGAUCUACAUCCCCAACCACAACCAGUACUCCCCCGUGGUGCGCGGGCUCAUAGGGCAGUUCUCCAGAGAACCAGAGGUGAGCGUCUACGACAUCCACGACGGAGCGGACCCCCUGAAAAAAGAGGCGACGAUGGAAGUGAACGGCAACAAGCUGCUUGUCACCAGGGGCUGGCAGAAGGACUACAGGCACGACGAGAAGCGCGGCUCCAACAUCUACUGCUGGUUCGUCCACAACAGUGGGAAGGGCUUCAUCGACGGCCACUACACAGACUACAUCGUCCCAGAUCUCAACAGCUUCAUCUAGAUGCUGCACAGCCGGUGACCAGCAGCGUGCGUGUGAACCACUGAAGUCACGUUUCUUACUACAUUUGAUCCUCUCCUUCCAGAAAAACAUGCACCACAUGUCACUUUUGUAACAUUUAUUUGGACAGAAUUUACAUCAGCAACAUUAGGUUGACCGUUAAUAAAACAAAAUCGGAGACGUCGCUCCUAAUUGUCUUUGUGAACGCUUUGUAUGUACAGAUGAAUCGUGGUAAAGCCACUCUGACACAGUAGAGUCCCUCACAGCUGGCUGGAUUAAAACUGGAGGGUUCCUGCUUCAGGCCAGUUUUGCGAAAUCUUCAUAGGCAACAUCGACGCGCUUCCCUUUAUGUGGACCCUGAGGGUGAGACGAGGCCAAAGCAUGACUUCUAAUCAAACCAGAAACCACAUUUGAACUGUCCUGACAAAGAGACAAUCAGUUUUUCUAACAAAUAAAUGAAUACUUACAGAGUCAAGCGUUAGUGCGGCACAGAAAUUCUUCUCAUCAAUCCCCUCCAGCACAGCCUCAGUAUCUCUGUACGAACCGUUCAGGAUCAAAACACGUUUACCUGCAGGAAAAUUGGCAAAAUGUGAUGAAGUUAAAAAAAAUACAGCUGUGGAAAAAAGAGAUUCAUUAUUUUGAUGUAUUGAUGUUGAUGUUAUCACAAUCAAAACGUUUUGUUUACCCGGGGCAGGUAUGACGGUCUCUACGUGAUUCUGGUCCAGUUUCAGUUUGUCUCCAGAGUCAACCAUCUUCACCACCGCUGUGUAUUUGUCUCGUACUUCCUACAGCAGAAGAUCACCUGCUGUUAACAUCCUCCUUCUAUGCCCAUACCCCCCCCCCC
Messenger RNA from Betta splendens (Siamese fighting fish), 3792 nucleotides. It is a transcript of the gene itih2, whose product is annotated as inter-alpha-trypsin inhibitor heavy chain 2. The record is from RefSeq and is a predicted model, not a curated record. Gene Ontology annotation, biological process: hyaluronan metabolic process. Gene Ontology annotation, molecular function: serine-type endopeptidase inhibitor activity. NCBI's taxonomy places the organism in Eukaryota, Metazoa, Chordata, Actinopteri, Anabantiformes, Osphronemidae. The transcript has 21 exons. Bases 123 to 2951 code for a protein of 942 amino acids.